AUGAUCAACGCCGUUCUUGUCUUCAAUAAUGCUGGGCAACCACGUCUCACAAAGUUUUAUACACAAUUAGAAACAUCAGUUCAACAGCGACUUAUUUCAGAGAUAUUUACACUGGUCUCUAAUCGCCCUACUGGCUCAUGUAAUUUCCUUCCGCUUCCACCUCUUCUCGCCUCCUCCUCCACAUCCAAAACAGACUCGUCUCCCCACAACGACAUUCCUUCCCUCGUCACCUACCGCCAUUAUGCGACACUCUACUUCAUUAUCAUCUCAACUUCUACCGAGUCACCACUUGCUCUUAUUGAUUUGAUCCAAGUGUAUGUGGAGGCGCUUGAUCGAUUAUUUGAGAAUGUAUGCGAACUAGAUUUGAUCUUCAACUUCGAGACCCUACAUGCAACUUUGAGUGAGAUGAUCGUAGGGGGUGUUGUUAUUGAAACACAGCUAGAGAGAGUAGUGGAAGGGGUGAGGGCGCAGGGGAAGGUGGCAAAGAGGCCGUUGAAUGAAGGGAGGGGAGGGGCAUUAGGAGGGAUGGGAAUGGGUGGGAAUUUUGCUUGGGCUACUCGAUGA
Messenger RNA from Sclerotinia sclerotiorum 1980 UF-70, 564 nucleotides. RefSeq lists its product as hypothetical. Bases 1 to 564 code for a protein of 187 amino acids. Gene Ontology annotation, biological process: vesicle-mediated transport; protein transport. Lineage: Eukaryota; Fungi; Ascomycota; Leotiomycetes; Helotiales; Sclerotiniaceae. The record is from RefSeq and is a predicted model, not a curated record. The transcript is spliced from 2 exons. Gene Ontology annotation, cellular component: intracellular membrane-bounded organelle.